This is a messenger RNA of Medicago truncatula (barrel medic), 1656 nucleotides long. Its product is annotated as probable serine/threonine-protein kinase PBL19. NCBI's taxonomy places the organism in Eukaryota, Viridiplantae, Streptophyta, Magnoliopsida, Fabales, Fabaceae. The coding region runs from base 340 to 1395 and encodes 351 amino acids. Gene Ontology annotation, molecular function: protein kinase activity; ATP binding. The transcript has 4 exons. The record is from RefSeq and is a predicted model, not a curated record. Gene Ontology annotation, biological process: protein phosphorylation.
AUAUACAUCAACAACGUAGAAAAUUUCAGAGUCAAUGUCAUGUCUUGAAGGGUAAAUAUGGGACCCAUCCAACAGCUCAUGUGGUGUGGACGCAACUAAUAAUAAUUCUUAAAAUAUGUAAUUCAACUCACUUUAUCUAAGUUCUCACUUUUUUCACUUUCUGUUUCUAUCAUAUUCCAAUUUUUUAUACACUCUUUCUAUGGAGUUUCACGCGGGUUUCCACACAUAUUUCUUUGACUUCACGUAACACUUCCUCUUUAAAUUUCCAUCUUUCAUUUAUUCAUUUUCUAAGCUUCAAAUUUCAAUUACUUGUUACAUAUUCUCCUUAGUGAUUAGAAUAUGAAGUGUUUCUUCUUCAAACAAAAAUCUAAAUCAGACCCAGAUUUAAACCGUAAAAAGAAGAAAAAUCAUGCAAAAAAAUCCAUCAGUGCGCAUUCAUCACCAAGAAGCAUAAAAGAAUUGUACAAAGAGAAAGAACACAAUUUCAGAGUUUUUACUCUUCAAGAGCUUGUAGAUGCAACAAAUGGUUUUAAUAAGGUGUUGAAGAUUGGAGAAGGAGGUUUUGGGAAAGUAUAUAGAGGAACAAUUACUCCUGAAAAUGGAAUAGGUAACCCAAUUGUGGUUGCCAUAAAAAAACUCAAUACUCGUGGAUUUCAGGGUCAUAAAGAAUGGCUUGCAGAAGUUCAAUUUCUAGGAAUUGUGAAUCACCCGAAUUUGGUUAAGCUUUUGGGAUAUUGUUCUGUAGAUGGUGAAAGUAUCCAACGGUUGUUAGUGUAUGAGUUUAUGCCUAAUAGGAGUUUAGAAGAUCAUCUUUUCAGUCGUUCUUUACCUACUUUGCCUUGGAAAAUAAGAUUGCAAAUCAUGCUUGGUGCUGCUCAAGGAUUACAGUAUUUACAUGAGGGUUUGGAGAUUCAGGUGAUCUACAGAGAUUUCAAAUCAUCAAAUGUGCUGUUGGACAAGAAAUUCCAUCCCAAACUCUCAGAUUUUGGUCUUGCUAGGGAGGGCCCAACAGGUGACCAAACUCAUGUCUCUACUGCGGUAGUUGGGACAAGGGGUUAUGCAGCACCAGAGUAUAUUGAAACAGGUCAUUUAAAAUCAAAGAGUGACAUUUGGAGUUUUGGUGUGGUACUAUAUGAGAUUCUCACAGGAAGAAGAACAAUUGAAAGAACCCUUCCAAAAGUGGAACAAAAGCUUAUAGAAUGGGUUAAAAACUACCCUGCUGACAGUAGCAGAUUCAGCUUAAUAAUAGACCCUCGACUCAGGAAGCAAUAUUCUCUUGAUGCAGCUAGGAAAAUUGCCAAGUUGGCAGAUAGUUGCUUGAAGAAGAAUGCUGAAGAUAGGCCAUCAAUGAGUCAGAUUGUGGAAAGUUUGAAACAAGCUUUGCAAUGUUCAUAAACAUAAACACUACGUUGAAUUCUCAAUUAUCUCGACUUAAGAUGAUUAAGAAUGUUGGAUUAAUUAAUUUAAUUAAUCAUUGAUUGGUUCGAAGAUAAAUUAAUGAGGUUUCAAGGUAAACAAGAGCAUAUGGAUGAGUUAUCUAAAUCCAUAUGCCCAACCAUGUACAUAUCUGUUUGAGUAUUUGAUUCACAAAUAACAUCCUUAAAUCUUAUGAGCAAUAACAAAAAGCUUAAGCAUGAGGUUUAUGGUAAUUAAUUA